UCUUCAUCAGAGAAGAAGAAGAAGAAGACUUCACUGAUUCUCUUUUUCUCUCUCUCCUUCGGAAUCCAUGGAUUCCAAAGCUAUGCUCGAUUCCGCUUUGUUUCAACUCACCCCUACUCGUACCAGAUUCGAUCUGGUGCUUUUCUGUGGGAGUAAGAAGGAGAAAUUGGCUUCUGGGAUUUUCGAACCGUUCAUCUCUCAUCUUAAAUUCGCUAGAGAUCAGAUCUCUAAAGGCGGCUACUCUAUUUCUCUUCAUCCUCCGACUUCUCACUCUUCUUGGUUCACCAAAUCCACUUUUGAUCGGUUCGUGAGAUUCGUAAACACGCCUGCGAUUAUCGAGAGAUUUGCUACUCUGGAGAAAGAGAUCUUGCAGAUUGAGCAUUCCAUUCAAGCUAAUGAAAUUGCCAAUGCUGAGCAACUACAAGACGGGAGCAAUCUAAGAAAGUCAAUCGAGUCCUCCAAGAAGGAAUCUGAGAACGGCAAUGAGGUUGCAGGAGAGGAAACCUCAAAGAUUCAGCUUCAACGUCUUCUUGAAACUCGAAGAACAUUACUUAGGAGAGAGCAAGCAAUGGCCUAUGCACGAGGGGUUGUUGCUGGUUAUGAAAUUGAUAGUAUCGAUGAUCUCAUACUGUUUGCUGAUGCUUUUGGGGCGUCAAGGUUAAGGGAAGCAUGCGUAAAGUAUAAGGAACUAUGGAAGAAGAAGCACGGAGACGGGCUUUGGAUGGCUGAGUUAGCAGCUGUGAAAGCAAUUGCUCCAGCGGACAUGUCAUUAUUGGGUUCCUCAGGGAUUAUCCUCACCAAUGAAGGUGCUUCUCUAUCACUAAAUGGGACAGACUCUUCUAAUGCAAGCUCUGAAAACAAAGAUGACAAGUCGGCUCAUAUGGACCAACAUCAUCCUGGCGUUCCAAACUUUCAAGCACCAAUGGGAUGGCCGAACCAUAUGCCUCAGUAUUUCUACCCGCCUCCGUACCAAGGCUAUCCGUACCCUCCAAUGCAACCUAUGCCAAAUCAAAACCAAGGAAACAUGCCAUGGCCUUCAAAGGGCAAAACUUCCAAGAAGAAAGGGAAAGGGGAUUCUGAUGCAGAUGGGUCUAGUGGAUCAAGUGAGUCUAGUGAAUCUGACUCUGCCAGUGAUGAUUCUGCUUCAUCUUUGGAAGAUCAAGGUAGAAGACACUCUUCUCAUACGGGUAAAAACUCCUCUCGUCGGUCAAAGAAAAACCGGAAGAAAUCAUCUAAAACUGUUAUCAUCCGUAAUAUCAACUACAUAACCCCUGAGGGAAGAAAUGGCGACGUGGAGGGGAAUGAGUUUACGGAAAACGGUUCCAUCAAAGAGACUGUAGAUGCUGCGGUUGGAUUUCUCAAGGGAGAAGUUUCUGGUGAUGAAAUUCUGAAAAGCUCAGCUGAAGGAAAACGAAGCAAUGAGAAUUGGGAUUCGUUUCAGAACAUUCUUAUGAGGCACGACGAUGGCUCAGAUAUGCAUUCAAUGGAUGUCGCCAGUGAGGAACAUUUCGAUCUCAGAGGCUCUAGUCUUGCCGCGAAUUCUAAAAGUUUGCAAGCAAAUAACAGUGCCUCGGGUGAUUCCAUCAUCGUAACUCAUAAACACAUUGAAGAUGGAGGAGGAGCGACUUUUGAUCAUUUUGAGAGUGAGGACGGUGCUCGUAGGCUUCCAAGAACGAGGGACUCAACUGAAGAAUGUAUGUUACUGCUAAAAAGAUCAGAAAUGUUAGGAGAUGAAAGCAAAGACUUGUAUAAUGCGACAAGAGGUGACUCAUUGGUGAAGAAGUCAGGGAGUGGAGAGGAUUGGUUUACCUCUGAUCAUCUUGCAGGGAAAACUGAAAGCAACUACGGGAGGAUAUCAUUUGAUGAGAGUUGCAUUUUGACUUCGCAAGGCUCUGAUAAGAGCAAGAAACAAGAAUUCGUCGAUGAUUCAUUCAUGGUCCAUUCAUCAUCACUCACUGGUGAUGAUCUUUAUGACUCUCGGUGGAGACCAGACAUGUCUGCAGAUAUUGUUUUGGCGUCAGACAUUGAAAACGGUCAAGCGAAUGAGAAGCGUGAAAUGUCUGGCUCAUGGGAACCAAAUGAUCUUUGUAUGAUUCUUGAACGCCAUUCAGGAGACUCGUUGGCUAAUAAUGAUUACUCGAUAGACUUCUCUGUUGAAGCGAAUGCAAGGCUAUCCAGUAACGGAACGGCACAGGAGAAAGAAGACAAGACCGUCUCAAGCGGCGAGAAGAAAAACAGUGCUAAGAACCCGGAAACACGAAAGUCUAGAACUCCAAGUAGAACCAGAGCUGAAACCAUGUCCAAGACUGUAAAGAAACCAACAGUAGCUAGCAGAACAAUGGCACAGAAGAACAAGUUUGAAAAGGUAAAAUAA
Messenger RNA from Eutrema salsugineum, 2374 nucleotides. RefSeq names its product COP1-interacting protein 7. The record is from RefSeq and is a predicted model, not a curated record. Bases 68 to 2374 code for a protein of 768 amino acids. The transcript is spliced from 8 exons. NCBI's taxonomy places the organism in Eukaryota, Viridiplantae, Streptophyta, Magnoliopsida, Brassicales, Brassicaceae.